Messenger RNA from Colletotrichum phormii, 1130 nucleotides. Its product is annotated as zinc-binding dehydrogenase. The record is from RefSeq and is a predicted model, not a curated record. Gene Ontology annotation, molecular function: oxidoreductase activity, acting on NAD(P)H. Bases 1 to 1008 code for a protein of 335 amino acids. The transcript is spliced from 2 exons. Lineage: Eukaryota; Fungi; Ascomycota; Sordariomycetes; Glomerellales; Glomerellaceae.
AUGGGUUCCGUGGCCAUCAACCCGGUCGACUGGUUCAAGCAAGAAACCGGUGAUAUCCUCUACGAAUGGGUCAAAUAUCCCUGCAUCCUCGGCAAUGACGUCUCCGGCGAGAUCAUUGAAGUCGGCCCAGGUGCCGAGGACCGGUUCAAGAUCGGCGACCGUGUUGUUGCCCACGCCGUGGGUCUUGACAAGCGAAGCAAUAAGUCAUCCGAAGGCGGUUUUCAAGAUUACGUCGUCUUGCGGGCCGAUCUGACCUCUCAGAUUCCCGAUUCAAUAACAUUUGAGGAAGCAUGUGUAAUACCCUUGGGCGCUUUGACUGCUGCAUGCGGUCUCUUCAUGAAGGACUUUGUCGGCCUUCAACACCCAGACGUCUCCGCAAAACCGACCGGGGAGACAUUCUUAGUCUGGGGUGGCUCGACGAGCGUGGGGUCAAACGCCAUUCAACUCGCCGCUGGAGCUGGUUACGAAGUCAUUGCAACAGCAUCCUCAAAGAAUUUCGACUAUGUCAGGUCUCUCGGCGCCGCAGAAGUUUUCGACUAUCGCAGUCCGACUGUCGUUCAGGACAUUAUCAAGGCAUUCCAGAGCCGGAAGUCAGCUGGCGCAAUCGCGAUCGGCGCGGGGUCCUUAAUCCCCUGCAUCAACAUCAUGGUUGGUUGCAAGGGCCGCAAGUUCGUCGCCCAAGCCAGUGUCGCUGGACCUGGCCGGCCGCCCACAAACGUCUCGGAAACCGUUUCAUUGCUGUGGGCAAUGGCUUCCGAGAGCGCGACUGCGACAGUCAAGUGCAGAGUGAGCGGUGUGCGAAGGAAGUUCAUAUGGGGAAGUGAUGUUAUGGCGAAUGAAGUCGGUGCCGCCAUUUACCGAAACUUCCUGCCUCAAGCACUGACCCAGGGCAAGUUUGUUCCGGCGCCCAAACCCCAUGUUGUUGGAAAGGGAUUGGAAUCUAUACAGCAGGCAUUCAAGGUCAGCUACAAGGGAGUCUCGGCGAAGAAGAUUGUCGUUUCUUUGUGACAAUGAGCGCGGUCUGUUUUUAAUCGAUCGGAGGAUUGGAUGUAGUGUUCAAUGCUUUCUUUUCGUCUCGAGCCUCAGCAUCCAACGUGAAGCUCGACUGAAUAUUAUAAUAAGUCUUCAAC